UACAGAAACGCCCUUGCAACCGCAAGUGUAGACACAAGCAACCAAAUAGAAGCAAAAAUUCGGCCGGUUAAGGAAGUGAAAGCCCUAUCACCAUAUCCAACUGUAGUAACCGACAUAACCGAAAGAACCCGGGUCACGAGCACUCUUGAUACUCCUCAACAGAUAACUCUCUUGCAAGUCAAGCAUGUAACUAACCAUACCACUCAACAGAAUAUCGAUAAAACCGAAACCCACAAGCACAAAUGUGAUGGAGAACAAUUUGGUCACUUUAGAAUUGGGAGUUAUGUCGCCAUACCCAAUUGUACACAUAGUCACAAUGCAAAAAUACAGAGCAUCAACUACAGGGUGUGUUUGUCUUGCCUUGAAAUGAUCCCUAUUCAGAGAGUAUAUAACCACACCAAGGCUCAAAUAGAUGAUCAAGAGAAUAAUGCCUUGCCUCACAAUAGACGUUUUAACGAGCUGGGGAGGCUUCGUUUUCGAAGAAUGAUCGAUUUCGUUGAUUGUGGCCAUUGCAGGUGCCGUUUUGGAUCUGUGGAGAUUGCUCUUGGAGAGUGUGUAAUUGGGAUCGACCAGCCAAGAGGUUUGGCUAUCCGGGUCGAUAUUAAUCGGCCCAUCGUUUAUAUUGGCAGCUGA
Messenger RNA from Striga asiatica, 633 nucleotides. The record is from the annotation of a GenBank genome assembly. NCBI's taxonomy places the organism in Eukaryota, Viridiplantae, Streptophyta, Magnoliopsida, Lamiales, Orobanchaceae.